Messenger RNA from Nematolebias whitei (Rio pearlfish), 1267 nucleotides. It is a transcript of the gene ccnd2b, whose product is annotated as cyclin D2, b. Gene Ontology annotation, molecular function: cyclin-dependent protein serine/threonine kinase regulator activity. Gene Ontology annotation, cellular component: cytoplasm; nucleus; cyclin-dependent protein kinase holoenzyme complex. The transcript is spliced from 5 exons. Lineage: Eukaryota; Metazoa; Chordata; Actinopteri; Cyprinodontiformes; Rivulidae. Gene Ontology annotation, biological process: mitotic cell cycle phase transition; positive regulation of G1/S transition of mitotic cell cycle; regulation of cyclin-dependent protein serine/threonine kinase activity. The record is from RefSeq and is a predicted model, not a curated record. Bases 1 to 1101 code for a protein of 366 amino acids.
AUGUUCCUUUCUGCUGCGGCCGCUUCAUCAUCAGGCAGACUGGAAGGAGCAGCAGCAGGACAGGAGCAAACCUUGUUUCCUCAGCCUCAUGCUUCGUCCUGCGGAUUUCUGCUCCUUCUGUCCGCUGCCGAAACUAUUGUGACCAUAAUUCUCAAGUUUUAUUUAUCAUUUUAUUUGCAAAAUCAGCAGGAAAGUGGGGAAGAAGUGGCCCGAGCCAUGGAGCUUUAUUGCCUGGAGUCGGACAUAACCGUGAAAGCCCAGCGUGACCCAAACAUCCUCUAUGAUAACAGAGUGCUGCAAAGUUUAUUGACAAUCGAGGACAGUUUUUUACCACAAUGUUCAUAUUUUCAGCGGGUUCAGAAGGAUAUUCAGCCGUAUAUGAGACGAAUGGUUGCAGGUUGGAUGCAUGAGGUUUGUGAAGAGGAAAGCAGUAACGAAGACGUUUUCCCUUUAGCCAUUAAUUAUUUGGACAGAGUUUUAGCAGUGAUGCCCACAAGAAAGAGUUAUUUGCAGCUGCUGGGAGCUGUGUGCAUGUUCCUGGCCUCCAAGUUAAAAGACUGCAGGCCCAUAUCAGCAGAGAAACUCUGCAUGUACACAGACAACUCUAUCUCACCACGAGAUCUGCUGGAGUGGGAGCUAGUGGUGCUUGGGAAGUUGAAGUGGAACAUCGCCUCGGUUAUCCCCAAUGAUUUUAUAGAGCACAUCAUGCGCAGGCUGCCCCUUCCCAAAGACAAGAUGGCGAUGGUCCGCAAGCACACGCUGACAUUCAUUGCCCUUUGUGCCACAGAUGACCGUCUUGCCAUGAACCCUCCUUCUAUGAUCGCCACGGGCAGCAUGGGAGCAGCUGUCUGUGGCCUGCAGCUGGACCACAACGACCAAAGGCUCAGUCGGGACAACUUGACAGACCUGCUGGCCAAGAUCACCAACACUGAAGUGGACUGCUUGAGGGCGUGCCAGGAGCAAAUAGAGCGCGUGUUGGCCUCUAGCCUGCAGCAGGGCCAGCAGUACCGGCAGGAGAGCAGCAUCAGAGCCGGCAACAAGGCAAGGGAGCAACAAGACCAGUCAAGCACCCCGACAGAUGUUCGUGAUGUCAACUUAUGAGCUCCCAUCAUCAUCAGUUACACAGCACUCUUGCCUGCCGACCAAUGAACUGACAGGAGUGAGGGGGGCGCAAGCUGCCAGUAUCCACGUUAAGUUGUCCCACGAGUGAUGGUGUGACAAUCUAUGAACUUUUAGAUAUUAAGAAAUUUAUAGUUUUUCACAUUUU